CUUCCGCUUUAUACACCGUUUCUCUUCGGUGUACCAAUUCAUCCGAUCUGCCAUCUCUCUCUACUCAGCCAGACGGUCGCACGCUAUAUUGCUCUCUUCGUUUCCGAUCUCCCUUCCUCUUAGGUCGGGCGCAGUCUACACCACGUCGUUCGUCUAAUAUGUUGAGCAGCGAAUAGAUCAAGCUCAGAGGGUGUUUUUGAGGUUCGUUCUUUAUCUUUUCUUUCAUUUUCCGAUUUUGUGCUUUACACUGUAUGAACUUAAGCGUUUUUACUCACAUUUUCUGCAUUCCGAAACAUUUUAUGGGCAAAGCUAUCUUUCUUCCAUUCACAUCUAGAUAAAUGGGGAUUGCAUUUGCUUUGUUUGUUGUUUUUCUGUGCAAUAGUAUUCCUUUUUUAUUUGAUUCAAACUGUUAUUUGUCUGUUAUUUCUCUUAUAAGGAUGUGAUUUAUAUUGGUAUGCAUAUUAUGUAACAUGGGAAAUCUUUAUAAAAAAGUAUAUGCGUGUCAUAUUUUAAAAGCUAUACACUAAACGAUAUGUACAUAUUCUAAACUAUAGAUCCAUUCACACUUUGUAUCCUCAAUUUCGAGUUUUGUUGUUUAAAAAUUGUUUCACCUUGCUUUUUUGAUUCAAAGUAUUUCUUUUUUUAUGACUGAUGUCAGGAUACAGACACAUGUAUCCUGAAUUUGGGGCUUAAUUCUUCAAGAAAAAUUUCAGCAUGUACUGUUUUUAGGAGAAACCUAGUAGAAUAGUAGCAACAAGGAAAGAUGGUUGCACAGAAGAUCGAAACUGGUCACAAUGACAUUGUUCACGAUGUGUCAAUGGAUUACUAUGGGAAACGGUUGGCGACAGCUUCAUCGGAUGGCACGAUCAAAAUAAUUGGCGUGAGCAACAACUCCACCUCACAACACCUUGCCACCCUUACUGGUCACCACGGUCCAGUUUGGCAGGUUUCAUGGGCCCACCCCAAAUUUGGGUCCUUCCUCGCUUCUUGCUCCUAUGACGGUAAAGUCAUCAUAUGGAAGGAAGGCAAUCCGAACGAGUGGGUGCAGGCUCACCUUUUCAGUGAUCACAAGUCCUCUGUUAAUUCCAUUUCAUGGGCCCCUCAUGAACUUGGGCUUUGUUUGGCCUGCGGAUCUUCUGAUGGAAACAUAUCGGUUUACACGGCCAGAUCAGAUGGAGGAUGGGAUGCCACAAGAAUAGACCAGGCCCACCCUGUCGGGGUUACUUCGGUCUCUUGGGCUCCUUCGAUGGCCCCAGGCGCUUUGGUAGGGUCUGGAGCGCUCGAUCCCGUCCAGAAGCUCGCAUCCGGCGGAUGUGAUAACACCGUGAAGGUUUGGAAGCUAUAUAACGGUGUUUGGAAGAUGGAUUGCUUCCCUGCUCUUAAGAAGCAUGAUAACUGGGUGAGAGACGUUGCGUGGGCCCCCAAUUUGGGACUUCCGAAAUCAACGAUCGCUAGUGCUUCGGAGGAUGGUAAGGUUGUGAUAUGGACCAUGGGCAAAGAAGGAGAUCAGUGGGAGGGUAAGGUGUUGAAUGAUUUUAAGAAUCCUGUUUGGAGGGUGUCUUGGUCUUUGACAGGGAACUUGCUGGCUGUUGCAUCUGGUGAUAACAGUGUCACAUUAUGGAACGAAGCAGUCGACGGGGAGUGGCAAAGGGUCACAACAGAUGACCAGUAAGGCUUUUGCAGUUUGUUGUUUGGUUGGGUUAUGUCUCUGUUUCAAUAGAUUUUCACCGGAUUUGAGUUGGAAUACUCUUUUUUUGUUUAUUGGUUAAAAGUUGUCCUUUGUUUUUUUUGUUAAUGUUGGGACUAGGGAUGCCUGUUUUACCCACUACAGGGGUUGAAGAAAUUUGGAUGUAUUCAUACUCUUUGCCUUGUUUUAUACUACGUAUAAAAUCUUAUGACUCAAGUUCAGGGUGUUUUGUAAUUGCUUAAUUACAAACAUGCACGCUCACUAACAAGGAAAUUUGCAAAUGG
Messenger RNA from Cuscuta epithymum, 1971 nucleotides. The record is from the annotation of a GenBank genome assembly. NCBI's taxonomy places the organism in Eukaryota, Viridiplantae, Streptophyta, Magnoliopsida, Solanales, Convolvulaceae.